Messenger RNA from Mytilus californianus (California mussel), 1291 nucleotides. RefSeq lists its product as uncharacterized. NCBI's taxonomy places the organism in Eukaryota, Metazoa, Mollusca, Bivalvia, Mytilida, Mytilidae. The coding region runs from base 1 to 1005 and encodes 334 amino acids. The transcript has 3 exons. The record is from RefSeq and is a predicted model, not a curated record.
AUGGCAGAAAAUGAAGCACAAUUUGAAACGUUUAUUCCAGCAGGAGGCUAUGUUAUGAUUUUGAUAGCAGUAUUUAUUGGUCUAGCGAUCAUAGGCGCUUUGCUUUUUGUUAUUAUCCGGGGAAGGAGGGACAAAUCUCAGAUAACAGGAUGUCCUGAGAGCUCAACAGGUGAACCAAAACCUUCAGCUCUCGACUUCAACAAAUCCACAGCAUUUGCUAGAGAAAAAUACUUCAAGGAGUCAAAGAAAAAAGAUAUGAAAAAGAAAAAACCGUUUAGGAAAUUUAUUGGCCAACAACCCAUCACGUCAGAACAAAAAAGGUUAUUCAACAAUAGCGAAUCGUCAGGAUCAAAUACAAGCUCGCCAUGUAAUGAAGAAGUUGAACGACAGUCACCAGAAGUUGUUUCGAGAAAUAAAAUGAUUUUGAAGAAAUUCUUUUCUAAUUCAUCCUCCAAAAUCAAUGCACUUAGCAAGCUUUCUGUUGUAGAACAGGGAAUGAAAAAUCCUUCCACUGACCGACAAAAUAAAAGGGGAAAAACCAGUCCGAACAAUCAUUCGCCUCGGUUCGGAAAAACAAGUUCAUUAUCAAUUUCGAAUAUCGAUGUUGUCAAAUCUACCGAUAAAAACACGGGAUGGGAUGUUGCAGCAAAUAGAUUUGGGCAAUCAUCACAAACAAUGGGGUCAAAACGAAUUGUUAGUGGUUUACCAUCGUCUGUUAAAGAUACAUUAAUUGACAAAAAAGCCCAAAAGCCUUCAAAUUCUGGAUGGGAUGUUGCAGCGACGAAAUUCGGACAAUCUUCAGAAGCUAAAGGAUCUAAACGAAUCGUUGGUGGUUUGUCAGCGUUUAUGAAAGACAAAAUUAUGGAAGAAAGUAGGAAGAGAGAAUUGGAAAUUUUAAAUGGAAACAAAAAGAUGCAAAGCGUUCAGAAAAACUUCGGAAUAUCAACAAAUCCAAACAGAUAUGUGUGGACAAAAAAACAUGUAAAAUCACAGAAAGAAGCGUAAAAACUACCAUUUAAUCUAAAAUUAGACUUAACUGAAAUUUUAAUUUUAACGAUUAGUUAGAAAGGAGACGAUUUUAAAAAUAUAACAGUUUUUAGGUAGCAUCACAUGUGCAACACUUCCAUAUUUUAGCAAACACUACUGCUAAUUAGUUGCAUAUCUUUAAGAAGGAGUCUGUCUGGACAUAUUUGUAUUGAAUUUUAUUUAGAAUUUUUCUUAUUGAAAAACUGUAGUUGAUUGAUUUCCCCAACAUAAAUUCCAUUUUUUAUCAACGGUACACUAAGGGUGU